AUGAGCAAUAUCGUGCGCCAAAGCAAAUUCCGGCACGUGUUCUGCAAACCGGUGAAGCACGAGCAAUGUAUGUCCGAUGUACGCAUCACCGAGAUCACCUGGGAUUCGCUGUUCUGCGCAUGCAACACCAAAUUUAUCGCGAUCAUUUGCAAGGGUGCCGGCGGACCAUUCCUUGUGCUACCCAUCAACAAGGUACCACCCAUCCAUUCAUUACUUUUUUGA
Gongylonema pulchrum is the source of this 222-nucleotide messenger RNA. The record is from the annotation of a GenBank genome assembly. NCBI's taxonomy places the organism in Eukaryota, Metazoa, Nematoda, Chromadorea, Rhabditida, Gongylonematidae.